Messenger RNA from Drosophila rhopaloa, 818 nucleotides. RefSeq names its product ATP synthase subunit O, mitochondrial (gene ATPsynO). The record is from RefSeq and is a predicted model, not a curated record. Lineage: Eukaryota; Metazoa; Arthropoda; Insecta; Diptera; Drosophilidae. The coding region runs from base 78 to 707 and encodes 209 amino acids. Gene Ontology annotation, biological process: proton motive force-driven mitochondrial ATP synthesis. The transcript is spliced from 3 exons. Gene Ontology annotation, molecular function: proton-transporting ATP synthase activity, rotational mechanism.
UAUCGAAAACACCAUAACGAGUAACGGAACCCUGGUUACAGCUGCGAUUUUUAGCUGAAAAAUUCUCGGGAUAAACGAUGGCCUCCGUUAACAAAUUAGCAAUGUUGAGCCGCGCCCUCAGCUCCACCGCCGCCCAGGCGAUGGUGAAGCCCCCACUUCAGGUGUUCGGCCUGGAGGGUCGCUACGCCACCGCCUUGUACUCGGCCGCGACCAAGUUGAACCAGUUGGACCAGGUGGAGAAGGACCUUAUCGCCCUGCAGUCCACCAUCCGUAGUGACAAGAAGUUGCGCGAGAGUGUGACCAGCCCAAUUAUCAACAAGAAGGUUAUGGGAACCGCUCUGAAGGAAGCAUCAGAGAAGCUGCGCUUCGCCCCGGCCACCGGCAAUCUGCUGGGUCUGUUGGCCGACAACGGACGCCUGAAGAGGCUGGACACCGUGAUCAACGCUUUUAGGACCAUCAUGGCCGCUCACCGCGGAGAGGUCGUAUGUGAGGUGGUCACCGCCAAGCCUCUGGACUCGUCCCAGAGCAAGCAACUCGAGGGCGCCCUCAAGUCCUUCCUGAAGGGCAACGAGUCGCUGAAGAUUACCACCCGUGUGGACCCCAGCAUCAUUGGCGGCCUGAUCGUUUCCAUCGGAGACAAAUACGUCGACAUGAGCAUUGCCACAAAGGUCAAACUCUACAACGAUGUUAUCCAGACCGCUGCCUAGACCCUUAAAGAUUAGCUCUUGAUUUAGAUGGUUCAAACCGAAAGUUUGGUAUUGGAAUUCAAGCGGUAAUUGCGAAUAAACACCUCUUAACCCUUAGAAAUCCAAAGAUAA